Messenger RNA from Alnus glutinosa, 2197 nucleotides. RefSeq lists its product as uncharacterized. Bases 87 to 1565 code for a protein of 492 amino acids. The transcript has 2 exons. The record is from RefSeq and is a predicted model, not a curated record. Lineage: Eukaryota; Viridiplantae; Streptophyta; Magnoliopsida; Fagales; Betulaceae.
GAUCUAUUUUUGAUAUCUGAAACUGAAUUUCUCUUCCAUUUCUUUAACUGGGUUCUUCAAGGAAGAAAUUGGUAGAGUUGCCUUCCAUGGCAAAUAAUCAUAACACUAUUUUGAGUUUCCGUUUUCUCUGCUUCAUCAUCUUCAUCCUCUCUGCCUUCUCAAUCAUCUCAUUCCUAUAUUGGUGUCACUGCUCAGACUCAGUGCCAUGCUAUUCCCGUUACCAAGUAACUGAGCAAAAGCAGAAACCGAAUCAACCUAUUAACCUUCUUACAUUCCCUUCUGCAUGGAAUCGUCUUUCCUUUUCCUCUGAACCGCCUCCAAAACUGCUUAAGAUUGCACUCUUUGUCAAGAAAUGGCCUGACAGAUCUCAUGCAGGAGGGCUUGAACGGCAUGCCUUGACUCUACACCUUGCCCUGGCUAAAAGAGGCCACGAGCUUCACAUUUUCACCACAUUUUCCUCAAACUCCUCCUUCCCGAUAUACCCAAUGGGGAAUUUAUAUUUUCACCUCUCAAAACCAACAGCUGCGGGAUAUCUGGACCAAGCUUCUGUAUGGAAGCAAUUUCAGACUCAAAAUUCGUCCAGAAGGCCUUUUGAUGUUAUCCACACUGAGAGUGUUGCGCUCCGGCAUACACGAUCGCGGUAUCUGACAAACUUGGCUGUUUCUUGGCAUGGGAUUGCAUAUGAAACCAUUCAUUCUGACAUCAUUCAAGAAAUUCUGCGACCUCCUAAAGAACAACAGGCACACGCAUUGGCUGAAAGAGCUAUGAAGGUUGUGGAAGAGGUGAAUUUCUUCCCAAGGUAUGCCCACCAUGUUGCUACAAGUGAUCAUGCUGGAGACGUCUUGAAAAGAAUCUACAUGAUCCCAGAAGAAAGAGUUCAUAUUAUUCUUAAUGGUGUAGAUGAGGAGAUUUUCAAGCCAGAUGUUACAAAGGGAAAUGAAUUUAAGCAGAAGUUUGGCAUUCCGGCUUCUAAGUUACUGGUUCUGGGAACGGCAGGGAGGUUGGUAAAGGACAAAGGACAUCCGCUAAUGUUUGAAGCUCUGAGGGAAAUGUUUAAGGAAAAUGAAACAUUUCGGGAAACCAGCGCUGUUCUGGUCGCCGGCGACGGUCCUUGGGCCGUUAGAUACAGAGAUCUUGGGGUAAAUGUUCUGGUUCUGGGGCCGCUGGAACAAGCUCAACUGGCAAGGUUUUAUAAUGCUAUUGAUAUUUUCGUAAACCCAACUCUUCGAGCUCAGGGGUUGGAUCAUACUCUGUUGGAAGCCAUGCUUUCUGGUAAGCCUGUAAUGGCUACAAAGCUUGCCAGCAUUACAGGGUCUGUGCUGGUUGGCACAGAAAUAGGCUACACUUUUUCACCAACAGUAUCUUCAUUAAAAGAGGCUCUUUACAGAGCUUGGCUUGAUGGCAGAGGAGUUCUGGAGAACAAAGGUCAGGUUGCUUUCCAGAGAGGUUUGGAGUUGUUCACUGCCACCAAGAUGGCUGCUGCAUAUGAGAGGCUAUUCCUCUGCAUAUCUAAUGGUGGGAACAAAAGUAACAAUUAUUGUCAAUACCACUCUCCACUCAAUUAAAAAGGGAACACAACACACCACAAAUGGUGGUGGUCUAGUGGUAAAAGCUUAGGAGGCCGGGUAGUCAAAAGAUCGAGUCUUGGAUCCCCGGCUUGAGGGAGCGCCAACGGAUCUCCCAUCUUAGUAAGUCCGUCUAAGCCUCUUCUGCCAUUAGUUUCCUAGCGGAUAGGAGGCUACUAUGGUAGAGGAAGAUGAAAGAGGAAGGAAGCUGUGGCCAUCCCUAAACAUUCAACCUUGUUAGGUACACCAUGGAUCGUUAUUGUGGAGGUAAGCUUGGUUAUUUUUGUUUAUUUUCUGUGUCAUUUCAAAUUUUCAUCACUUUAUUUGGAAAUUACAGGUUAAAAUAUGCCUCUAUAGAACGCAAAUUGAAAGAUAUCAGCCACUGGAUAUUAGGCAUAAUUGCAUAAAAAUCCAUGGGUGAAACUUCAAGCAUUUAUAUUGGCACAUGUGGAAACAACUCAAGGCCCUUUUCUCCAUCUUUUAUCGUAAUUACAGCUUAAAAAGAGCACAUAAACAUUGUUCAACUACAUUGACCACUCUUUUUUUUUUUUUUUUUUUUUCUUUUUUAACUACAUUCGCUACUUAAUUAUACUGCAUAUCUGCCUGCAUAUCACCAGGCUCCACAAACUCCU